GCGGAGUGUUAUCAUUUACAGCCAAGAGUUUGUCGCUUAUAAACAUUGUGCACUUUAUCAGUGGAUUCAGCAGUUAAGUCAGAUCCAGAAGCUUAGAGUGCAGCGACGGAACCAGCCAAGGAGCCAAGGAUUAACUGCAGCCAGCGUAUACCCUUUCACCAACCCUCGCAUGUGUCUGUAUUUGGGAGUCGUGGAGCACCUGGUGGAUGUGGUGGCCUACUGCAUGUGCCGCGUCCUGGAGCUGUCCCUCUUCACCUGCAUGAUGGUCUGCGGAUCCCUCAAGUCCAAGCUGACCCACGGACCGUCCAACGAGCUGGAGCAAUGACCAGGCUACUAUUACGAGAGUUGCUAAAGGAUGCGACGGCCAAAAAGGAUGCAGGAGUGUGCGUACGUGGGUGCUGGUGUUUGUAUUGGUGUUUGUGUUCGACUAAAAUUUAAUAUAAGCAAA
Molecule: messenger RNA, 448 nt
Organism: Drosophila kikkawai
Lineage: Eukaryota; Metazoa; Arthropoda; Insecta; Diptera; Drosophilidae
Gene: prim
Product: primacord
Source: RefSeq, a predicted model, not a curated record